Lycium ferocissimum is the source of this 1359-nucleotide messenger RNA. Its product is annotated as F-box/kelch-repeat protein At1g80440-like. Bases 123 to 1202 code for a protein of 359 amino acids. Gene Ontology annotation, molecular function: protein binding. The record is from RefSeq and is a predicted model, not a curated record. The transcript has a single exon. NCBI's taxonomy places the organism in Eukaryota, Viridiplantae, Streptophyta, Magnoliopsida, Solanales, Solanaceae. Gene Ontology annotation, biological process: negative regulation of cytokinin-activated signaling pathway; regulation of phenylpropanoid metabolic process.
UAAAUAUUUAUGCAUGAGAUCAGAAACAAGAACCCAUUUGUAUUCUACAAUCUGCUUAUUCAUUUAUACACUAUCCCAAUAUCCCACUUUUUUAAUUUCUCUAUUACCUUAAUUUUAUUUCCAUGGAUCUUCUUCCUGGUCUACCAAAUGACAUAGCUCUUGAAUGCUUAAUUCGCCUUCCUCUCGACCAAUUCUCCAAAGCUUCUUCAGUAUGCAGUAACUGGAAACGCGAAAUUAAGCACCCCAUGUUUCGUCAACGACGAAAGAAUUCGGGUCUUACCCGACCCGUUUUUGCAUUAACCCAAGCCAUGGUUAGCACCAUUAGAAAACCACAUGGUAUUACAACCUUUUCAUCUACACAAAUUUAUCGUCUUUCUCUUUAUGAUCCAGAAAAGGAAUGUUGGUAUGAUUUGCCACCCAUACCCGAGUUAGUUGACGGGUUGCCCAUGUUUUGCCGGGUUGUAGGAGUCGGGUCGGAGUUAGUGGUGAUUGGCGGGUGUGACCCGGUGAGUUGGAGAGUUAUGGACUCUGUCUUUAUUUACAGUUUUAUAUCGGGUACGUGGCGUUGUGGGGCCCACAUGCCAGGUGGACAAAGGUUGUUUUUUGGGUGUGUGUCGGAUUUGGAGAGAUUUGUGGUUGUUGCCGGUGGACAUGACGAUGAGAAAAAUGCAUUGAAAUCCGUGCUUUUAUAUGACGUGGCGAAAGAUGAUUGGGUCGCGAUGCCUGACGUGGCAAGUGAACGGGACGAAUGUAAGUGCACUUUUUACCAAGGUAAAUUCCACGUCAUCGGCGGUUAUCCUACGCAUGCACAAGGUCAGUUCCAGCGUAGCGCUGAGGUGUUCGAUGUUGCCACGUGGCGGUGGAGCAUGGAGGAGGAUUUUCUCGGUGCCGACACGUGUCCGCAGAGUUGCGUAGAAGGAGAGGAUGGGAGAUUAUACAUGUGUCGAGAUGGUGACGUGGUUGUAAAGUGUGGUGCCAUGUGGAAACAUGUGGCGAGGUUGCCAGCUGAGGUGUCCAACGUGGCGUAUCUGACAGCGUGGCAGGGGAAGUUGCUAGCUGUGGGAAAUGCUGGAUUUGAUGAACUCUAUGGUGGUUAUGAACUUGAUGUGAGUAGUGAAAGUAGAGAAAAGAAAUGGAGAAAAUUGGAUACACCAGAUGAAUACACUGGCCAUGUUCAAUCAGUUUGUUGUUUAGAGAUAUGAAACUUUCAAAGGGCAGUAUGUACUUUUUUUUCUUUUUUCUUUUUCCUUCCUUGAUUUGCUCUCUGGUUUGUGGAUUUUCUUAGGUCAGAAAUCACAUUGAGCUUUUGUGCAUGGUUGAUUCUUCUUUUAUCUACUUGCGUUUUCUGUUACAUAACCU